Molecule: messenger RNA, 1995 nt
Organism: Selaginella moellendorffii
Lineage: Eukaryota; Viridiplantae; Streptophyta; Lycopodiopsida; Selaginellales; Selaginellaceae
Product: abscisic acid 8'-hydroxylase 4
Exons: 10
Coding region: 293-1702 (469 amino acids)
Biological process (GO): sterol metabolic process
Molecular function (GO): oxidoreductase activity, acting on paired donors, with incorporation or reduction of molecular oxygen; iron ion binding; monooxygenase activity
Source: RefSeq, a predicted model, not a curated record
CUUCUUUGCAUUUGCGUUCAUUCCCUGGUCUCUGCUUUUUCCUACUUCACGAGUUGCUUUCUCGAACUCUAACGUCCAACAGCAACACGCAGCUUUCGGCUUGGCGAAAGGCAGAUAGGAAUUUUGUCUUGCGUCUGUAUGCGCCGAGAAGCUGAGCUGCACGCACGAACUUUGUGUUAGCCGCAAAGAAAGCAGCUAUGUCUUACCUCGCGCCGCGCUAACCGAAGCGAUAAAGGCGCGGCAGUGAAAGUCACACAUAAUUUUCUCGAGCAGGAGCGGCAGCAGCAGCAGCAUGGUUUUGAUCGGAGUCCUCAUCGCUUGUGCCUUAGUGCUGUUGACGUCUCCUGUGUUCCUGGUGCAAUGGAGCCUGUACAUCGCCCAGAGUGGCAGUGGUAAAAUUCCCAGAGGCCGCUGGUGGUUCAUUCCCUGGCUCGGCGAGAGUCUCCAUUUCUUCUACAAGAGUCCGGAUCAGUUCUUCCGCGAGCGUUACGCACGGUUCGGAGAGAUCUACAGGACGCAUAUCCUGGGAAGUCCGACCAUAAUUACGUCCACCCCGGAGCAUGCCAAGUUUAUCCUUGCGACCAAGCAUAAGUCUUUCAAGGCGAUAUAUCCCCCGUCCAUUGACAGAGUCCUCAACCAUCCGUCCUGGGAGGGAGCCUUCCACCAGCGAAUUCGGAAAAUUGUCCAGUCCUCCAUGCUCUCCGAGACGAUUCGGGACAGCAUUCCGAAGUUCGAGAGUCUUUGCAGAUGGUGUCUGGAAAACUGGAACGAGCGGGAGUUUGUUGUCACCCACGACGAGACUCGAAAGUUUGCCUUCCACGUUGCGCUCAGCAUCACUUGUAGUAUGGCCCCAUGCGAGGAGUCGAUGCGGUUGCUGGAUAGUUACGGAAUCCUCUCCAACGGCGCGAUCUCGAUGCCAAUUAAUUUCCCAGGAACUGGAUUCCAUCUUGCUAUCAAGAAAAGCAAGGAGAUUCUGACAGAUUUAACGAGCCUCGUGAAAAGAAGGAAAAGCGACACGGCAACUACUUACAGUGAUAUCUUGGGGUCGCUUUUGGCUUCAAAGGAUGAUCAAGGUACCAAGUUCACGGACGACGAGAUCAGGGAUAUCCUCAUCACUUUUCUCUUUGCUGGACACGAAACCACGGCCGUGUUCCUCGUGUGGAUCGUCAAGUACCUGACGGAACACCCAGAUAUUCUCGAACAAGUCAGAGACGAGCAGGACCAAAUAAGGAGCGCAAGAGAACAUCCAGAGAGUCCCUUGACAUGGAGCGAGAUAAAAAACAUGCCAGUCUCGUUAAGGGUUGUACAAGAAUCUCUGAGGCUGGCAAAUGUGGCACCAUUCUCGCCGCGUGAAGUAGUCGAGGACGUCGAGCAUGAUGGUGUCCUGUUUCCAAAAGGAUGGAAAGUCCAAGUCUACUACAGACAUUUCCAUUUGAAUCCCACGUACUUCAAGGAUCCCCACAAGUUCGACCCCUCCAGAUUCCUGACGCCUCCAAAGCCUGGGAUUUACACGCCCUUUGGAAACGGGGUCCGGCUAUGUCCUGGAAGCGAAGUCGUGAAAUUGGAGGCCUUGAUAUUCAUCCAUCUUCUCGUCACAAACUACAAGUGGAAGAUUGUGGGUGGCGACUGUGGCGUCCAGUACUGGCCGACGCCGAGACCCAAGGGAGGCUUGCACCUCAAAGUCUGGAAACGAAGCGAUUAGAACACACACAAACACGCACAGAGAAGAAACACACAAAAAAAAGGGGGAAAGAAGUUGUAAGAUAGCCUUUUCUUCGUAAUAACCCUGUGGAUAAGCACCUGGGAGGGAGCGGCGCGCGGCGAUUUCCAAGCAUGUGUGCACGCGAUUUGAUUUUGAUCAUCCCGCUUUGAUUUGUAAGCGCGCAUUCUUUGUAGAGGAGAACCGAUUCAUUUGCAAGCGCUCAAAGAAAAACCUAGAAUAACCUUCUUUUCCCGCAAAUUUUUAAACUCAAUAAGAAAAGCCCUAAAUUAUAA